CAUAUCAUAGUAAAUUCACUGCUUGCGGUACACCGGGCUACGUUGCACCUGAGGUCUUGAGUCAAAAAGGUCAUUCAAAACCGUGUGAUAUUUGGUCACUCGGUGUCAUUCUUUAUACUGUCUUAUGUGGAUAUACUCCGUUUUGGGGUCAAGACCAAGCUGCCUUGUUUGACUCUAUUUUGAAAGGAAGAUAUGACUUCGAUGAAGAUUAUUGGGAUCAUAUAAGUAAUGAAGCUAAAGAUUUAAUAAAUAAGAUGUUGACUUACAAACCGAGUGAACGAAUAACGGCACAUGUUGCUUUAAAACAUCCUUGGUUUGAGUAUGCUGCUAAAUUAACAGUUCCUCAAGCAAACACACACACCGUUGUUCAAUCUCGUGCUAAACUAAAGAAAGCAAUUCACGUAAUUCAAGGUGUGACUAGGAUGCGAAGAAUAAGUAAAGCUCGUGUAGAUAAUCACAAUAAUAUGUUUGAUGAUUAUACAAAUGGAAUUAUUGGUGUCGGAGUUGGGCAUGGGAUAAAUACUAUCGAAGAAAAUAAUGAAUCAGAUCCCAGUGUUUCGAUUCUGCCAUUAGGAAGCUCUAGUUUAUUUGGAACGAAUCUUCCCGCCAUUGGAACUAAUAAUAACCCUAUUUCUGGAUCUUCGAAUCAAACACAGCCUGUUGGAUUUUUUAUGCACAGCAAUAAAUCAGAAAUAGAUAUUGCACAUUUGGAUUUAACAAACCUGCCACAAUCUGAUGAAAUUAAUUCAACUCCUUCAACACCAACCGUUCGAGUUCACUAA
Molecule: messenger RNA, 782 nt
Organism: Dentiscutata heterogama
Lineage: Eukaryota; Fungi; Glomeromycota; Glomeromycetes; Diversisporales; Gigasporaceae
Source: the annotation of a GenBank genome assembly